AUGGCAGCAGAAACUAUCCCUCCCCUCGACGGACUAUUAGGCGCCGCCGAAAUCGGUGGUGUCGUCGGGACUUUCCUCUUCGGGAUAGGCACAUUGCAGACAUUUAAUUAUUUUCAAGAUUAUCCGUCCGAUGGUCCCAUUCUCAAAACUGCGGUUGCUAUUCUUUGGUUUCUUGAGCUUGCCCACUCUAUCUCCACCUGGCAUGGGUUGUACUCAAUCAAUGUUACAUUCUAUGGCCAGCUUGGACACCUGCUCAAUCCUCCUCAAUCACUGGCCAUCUCUAUUCUGUUUACAGGGCUUGUGAUUCCCUUGGUGCAGACAUUUUAUGCACUCCGUAUCCGCAGUCUGUCAGGUCGCUGGAGCAUCACAGCCAUUUGCUCUGUGCUCACCUCCCUACGCUUUGUCUUCAGCAUGGUCCUCAUGUCCCUGUUCCUCCACUCUGCCGGAUUUACAGUUCUCCAUACUGACAUCAAAAUCUAUUGGGUGUUCACUCUGGUUGCAUCACUGGGUCCAACUGUAGAUAUUAUAACUGCCACUUCACUUUGCUAUCUUUUAUGGCAAAAAAGGACUGGAUCAACAAGAAUAGCAUCAACACGGCGAAUUGUUGAUGAUCUGAUCCUGUGGACUGUUGAAACAACAGCUAUUACUUGUCUUGCUGGUAUUAUGCAACUUAUCAUGUUCCUGACCAGGGAUGAUCUUACCUGGAUUACCUUUUAUCUAUUACAACCUAAAUUAUUCUCCAACUCAAUGCUUGCAUCGUUGAACAACCGGAAAAAACUGCGCUCAAAGAAUACCAUCAUUACUGUGAGCUCGGGGGCCUCCAGCACUCUGCCACAACGACCUACAAAUAUGGUCAUACAAAUGCAUCGCAUGAUGGAAACUACUUCAGAUCGAGACAAACAAGUAUUAUCUAUGGAUGCUAUGGAUAUGGAGAGAGGAGCUGGUGCCAGUGAAUAA
This is a messenger RNA of Mycena indigotica, 957 nucleotides long. RefSeq names its product Saposin B-type domain-containing protein. The record is from RefSeq and is a predicted model, not a curated record. Lineage: Eukaryota; Fungi; Basidiomycota; Agaricomycetes; Agaricales; Mycenaceae. The coding region runs from base 1 to 957 and encodes 318 amino acids. The transcript has 14 exons.